This is a messenger RNA of Penicillium angulare, 531 nucleotides long. RefSeq lists its product as uncharacterized. The coding region runs from base 1 to 531 and encodes 176 amino acids. Lineage: Eukaryota; Fungi; Ascomycota; Eurotiomycetes; Eurotiales; Aspergillaceae. The transcript has a single exon. The record is from RefSeq and is a predicted model, not a curated record.
AUGAAGUCCAUUGACGGCCAGCGUGGAAAGUUAGUCAGCUUAGUGCGUCGACUAGAAGGCGGUGUUCUUGUGGAGACAAAAUCAUCACAUGCGAUAUUCCUCCCCGCAAGCUGUGCCCAUGCCACGUUCACCCUUCAAGGUGGUUACUUGGUUACUAAGGAUUUCACGACCGCGAAGUCGCUGAGUGCGAUCGCAAGCUUCAUCACUUGUGGACUGGAUGAAAAUUUGCCGACCGAGGCUCGAGUAAUUUGCUUCGACUGGUUUGAACGUUGUUUAGAUGUCACAUUAUCCCAGCAGCAUGUGGUUGCAGCAGUUUUCGCAUGGUUAAAGGCGGAAAACAAGCUCGCAACCUGGGCAUCGACUCAUCGAAGGUGGCGAGUUAAUGUUAGACGUUUGUGGGAACAUCACUGCCUGGACUCGUUGGUCAACUGUCCAUGUGAGGCUCAAAAAUCGAUUUCAUUCUUCCAGCAUUUUUCUUCUGUUCAUUUGGCCUCUUUGCUUUCCUCAUCUCAAGUUCGGCGCCGUCGGUGA